GUCAUUCAGCCUCCACUCUGCUGUGCUGUUGACCGGACUACAUAGAAAACCGCCCAAUCGACUGAAGACUGAUCAGCUGCCGAUAUUAUCAUGUCCAAUCUUUCGCUCUACACGACCACGGCAGUGAUUCUACUGGAUUCGGAUGGACAUCGAUUGAUUGCGAAAUACUUCGAUCCUCCUCACAUCGGAAACCCUUCGGCCAACAACAACGAGGCCAACAAAAAGGGCCCAUCCCCACAUGGGCUUAGUCAGUUGGGAUUCUCCGGCUUCGGCUCCCAACUUCGGACCCUCAAGGAUCAGAGAGCAUUUGAGCAUACCAUCUGGGAUAAGACACGGAAAUCAACCGGUGACAUACUAUUAAUUCAAAAUCAUCUGGUACUCUAUAAAUCGAUUAUCGAUAUCACUGUCUAUGUGAUCGGCCAAGAAGGAGAGAACGAGUUGAUGUUACAAACGUUACUGAACUCGUUCUUCGAUACUCUGUCGCUGUUGCUCCGAAAUCAAGUCGAAAAGCGAGCCGUGCUUGAGAAUCUUGACCUCGUCAGUCUCUGCUUGGACGAAAUGGUUGAUGACGGGAUCAUCCUUGAAACCGAUUCGGUAGCUAUCGCAUCAAGAGUUUCAAGACCCAAGGCUGACGUCGGAGUGGGCGUUAAUCUGUCGGAUAUCACUAUCAAUGAACAAACGAUCAUGCAAGCAUUUUCUAACCUCCGUGACAAAGCCGCCCAGAGACUCUUGCAAGGUUCCCUAUAGUUUUCUUAGAACACAGUUUUCCCUUUCCUCUUCAUCUAGAAGGAUGUGUUACUUUGGUGAUGAUGUGUAAUAACUUUUCUAUCCCUUCUUUUUUCCCCAUUGUGACUCUGAUCUCUCCCUUUUCUUUUUCUUCUUUAGAGUGAAUCAAUUAUUGAACAUAUUCAACAAAAUCUGGAUCUGCUGAACCUUGCCCUAGACUUGUCCAUGAUCCAUAGAGCAUCACUCAAUCAUAUUAGAUCCUCCCCCUUCUGACACAUUUCUUACUGAAGUGGGGUUUAUCUAAUCAUCACAUGUACCUCACUCUUCAGUAGUAGUUCAUUUGGGCUUCUGUCAGAAGUUUGAGGGAACC
Molecule: messenger RNA, 1096 nt
Organism: Puccinia graminis f. sp. tritici CRL 75-36-700-3
Lineage: Eukaryota; Fungi; Basidiomycota; Pucciniomycetes; Pucciniales; Pucciniaceae
Exons: 4
Coding region: 91-747 (218 amino acids)
Biological process (GO): retrograde vesicle-mediated transport, Golgi to endoplasmic reticulum; intracellular protein transport; intra-Golgi vesicle-mediated transport
Cellular component (GO): COPI vesicle coat
Source: RefSeq, a predicted model, not a curated record